AUGGCAACCAGAAAAUGUUUGUAUGAUGCGUUUUGCGUGUUAUCUUCUUCUAAACAAGUUUUACACGAUUCUACAAUUUUAACCAAAGAAGCCAUUUGUACAUGGGUUAAGACAUCUACCAUAACAACCCCACUUUUAUCUCAGUUUCAAUGGUUUAAUGAUCCCAAAUGGGAAGAGGCAACUAGAUUAUCUGAGUCGGUGAAAAAUGGCACCUACAAAAGUGCCACUAAUUCCAUAAAUUAUAGUAGCAAGCCUGGUACAAGAAGUUUUUCUACUAGUAUAAGACGUUUAAAUGAUGAUUCCAACAAAAAAAAAAAUGAAAUCGAGGACGAUCAUCAGCCAAAAAAUCAAUUGGAAAGUUCUGAGGUCCCAACUUCCAGAUUAUCAAGAUUGUUUCAUUAUGGAUCAUUAGCAGCAGGUGUUGGUAUGUCGGCCGCUACUCAAGGUAUUUCCCAAUUAUCAAAGGGUAAGAAACCAGAUCUGAAAUCAUUAAUAUUGUCAGAUGCUAAUAUCAACAGAAUAACCAAAAAAUUUAGUAAAAUGAGGGGUGCUGCCCUAAAAAUUGGACAAAUGUUGUCCUUUCAGGACGAAAAGGUUUUGCCCAGAGAAUUGUACGAAAUACUAAGCAGAGUACAAAACGGUGCAAAUUAUAUGCCAAUCAGACAACUAAAUAAGGUUAUGUCUAAAGAAUUAAAAGAUGAAAAUUGGGAAUCAAAAUGUUUCCAAAAAUUUAAUAAAAUACCCAUGGCCGCUGCUAGCAUUGGUCAGGUUCAUGAUGCUGUAUUAGCUGAUGGUACCGAAGUUGUUGUCAAGGUGCAAUAUCCUGGGGUAAAAGAAUCCAUUGAUUCUGAUUUAAAUAAUUUAUUAAUGUUAUUAACCGCAAGCAGAUUAUUGCCUAAGGGGUUGUUUUUAGAUAAAACGGUGGAAAAUGCUAGAACAGAAUUGAAGUGGGAAUGUGAUUAUUUAAGAGAAGCUAGAUGUUUGAAGGCCUUUGCCAGACUUUUAAAGGAUGAUAAUGUUUUUGAAGUCCCCAAGGUGUUUGACGAAUUAACCACGGAGAGUAUUAUCACUAUGACUAAAAUGCAAGGUAUAGAAAUUAUGAAAUUACAAAAGUCCGCAUCACUAACCAGCCAAACCCGUGAUUUUGUAUGUGGCGAAAUUAUGAGAUUGUGUUUGGAGGAAAUAGCUGAAUUCAAAUAUAUGCAAACAGAUCCCAAUUGGGCUAAUUUUUUGUAUAAUGGUACAAAGAUAGAAUUGUUGGAUUUUGGAGCAUGUAGGGAAUAUCCGCAAGACUUCAUAACUAAGUAUAGAAAAAUGUUAACUGCAGCAACAUUAAAAGAUCGAGACACUGUUCAGCAGCUGUCGCAACAAUUGGGGUAUCUAACCGGAUUAGAAUCACAGGCCAUGGUUGAUGCCCAUGUAAAUAGUGUCAUGGUUUUAGGAGAGCCGUUUGCUACUCCCGGAUUAUUUGAUUUUAGCAACCAGACCGUCACUGAUAGAAUCAGAGGAAAUAUUGGAUUGAUGUUGAAUGAAAGGUUAUGUCCUCCACCAGAAGAAACAUAUUCGUUACAUAGAAAAUUCAGUGGUGUAUUUUUAUUAUGCGCUAAGAUGGGAGGUAAGGUUCCAUGUGCUGAUUUAUUUUCCAAAUAUUUUGCGUUGAAAGAUUAA
Saccharomycodes ludwigii is the source of this 1668-nucleotide messenger RNA. RefSeq names its product protein kinase COQ8 (gene COQ8). Gene Ontology annotation, molecular function: kinase activity. The coding region runs from base 1 to 1668 and encodes 555 amino acids. NCBI's taxonomy places the organism in Eukaryota, Fungi, Ascomycota, Saccharomycetes, Saccharomycodales, Saccharomycodaceae. The record is from RefSeq and is a predicted model, not a curated record. Gene Ontology annotation, cellular component: extrinsic component of mitochondrial inner membrane. The transcript has 2 exons. Gene Ontology annotation, biological process: ubiquinone biosynthetic process.